CUCCCCGUCCCUGAUGUCACAAUUCAGAGGCUGCUGCCCGCCUAAGAGGUUGUAGAAAGCUCUGUAGGUUCUCUCUGUGUGUCCUACAGGGCUCCUUGGGCCAGGUCCCUUUAUGAUGGCUUUUCUGAAAAAAUACCUCCUCCCCAUUCUGAUGGUCUUCUUGGCCUACUACUACUAUUCUGCAAAUGAGGAGUUCAGACCAGAGAUGCUCCAAGGAAAGAAAGUGAUUGUCACAGGGGCCAGCAAAGGGAUUGGAAGAGAAAUGGCUUAUCAUCUGGCGAAGAUGGGAGCCCAUGUGAUGGUGACAGCGAGGUCAAAAGAAGACCUACAGAAGGUGGUAUCCCGCUGCUUAGCGCUCGGAGCAGCCUCCGCACACUACAUCGCUGGCAGCAUGGAAGACAUGACCUUUGCAGAAAAAUUUGUUGCGGAAGCAGGAAAGAUCAUGGGAGGACUAGACAUGCUCAUUCUCAACCACGUCCACUACAGUCCUCUGUCUUUUUUUCGUGAUGACAUCAACAAGGUACGCAAACACAUGGAGAUCAACUUCCACAGUUUUGUGGUCCUGAGUGUAGCCGCCUUGCCCAUGCUGAAGCAGAGCCAAGGAAGCAUUGCUGUCAUCUCCUCAGUGGCCGGGAAAGUAGCUUAUCCUCUGAUUGCGCCCUACUCUGCAAGCAAGUUUGCUCUGGAUGGAUUCUUCUCGUCCAUUAGGGAGGAGUUGUUAGUGACUAGAGCCAAUGUGUCAGUCACUCUGUGUGUCCUCGGCCUCAUAGACACAGAUGCAGCCUUGAAGGCAACUUCUGGGAUAUAUUCAGCACAUGCAGCUCCAAAGGAGGAAUGUGCCCUGGAGAUCAUCAAAGGGACAGCUCUGCGUCAAGCGGAAAUGUACUAUGAUGGCUCAAUUUGGGGCCAAUUCUUGAUAAUAAAUCCAGGGAGGAAGAUCAUGGAAUUUCUUGCAACAAGAUACUUUAACUGGGACAAAGUGAUAAGCAACUAAAAACUCCCUUGAAGUUGGACAUUUUGAAGGAUCUUGCAAAUGUUCUGCCUAGUAUUUCUCUGAGCUCUACCCUUGAAGGUAUCUUCCAUCUUCCCAGAGGAAAAAUUAAAUUGUUCCCGACAACAUCUAAGUCCUGGGGUACCUCUCACAAUUGGAAGGAGUUCUUCUAACACUUGCACAGUGGAACUGUAAUUAUAAUAAAUGUUAUGAAUCACUUUACAACCAGCAGUUAUAAAACUGAUAGUAACCCUAGGUACACUUUUAUCAAAUUUACCUCAUAAUAUUAUCACGCUUAGCACAAUAUUAAUUAUAAUAAAUGUCACAUAAAAUUUGUAAAUUCAAAA
Chinchilla lanigera (long-tailed chinchilla) is the source of this 1338-nucleotide messenger RNA. It is a transcript of the gene Hsd11b1, whose product is annotated as hydroxysteroid (11-beta) dehydrogenase 1. The transcript is spliced from 6 exons. Gene Ontology annotation, cellular component: endoplasmic reticulum membrane; intracellular membrane-bounded organelle. The coding region runs from base 113 to 994 and encodes 293 amino acids. The record is from RefSeq and is a predicted model, not a curated record. Gene Ontology annotation, biological process: steroid catabolic process. Gene Ontology annotation, molecular function: 11-beta-hydroxysteroid dehydrogenase (NADP+) activity; steroid binding. Lineage: Eukaryota; Metazoa; Chordata; Mammalia; Rodentia; Chinchillidae.